AUGGAGAAGGAUGGCGACAAUGUUAUGGUGGUGGUUGCUGCUGCCGCCGCCACUACCAUCUCUCCGGCGAAAUCUGAAUUAGGGAAGAAGAAUAAGAAGAAGGCGAAGAAGAAGUUUAGCAUCAUCCGCGCCACCUUCAUCGCCGUCCGUCGUUUCUUCUCCAAGAACAAGCCCCGCAUCGGCAAGGAGAUUGCCAUCCUGAAACCCAGCAACGGCGGCGACGGCGUGCUGAAGGGCCUCGGCUUCGUCGGGACGGUUCGCCCUCUGUGUCUCCAGGGUGAUCAUCGCAGCCAGAGUUUGCCGCCUCUUCUGCCCCCGCCGCCGCCCUCCGGGCACGAGGCGUUCCACGACGUGUGCUCCCCGCCGCACGCCGCUUCCCCCUCCAACGAAGAUUGUAUCAGCCGCUACGCGUCUGCGGAGGACCUGCACGCGCUUGACGAUCCAGCGGUGGAGGAGGGAAGCGGCGGCGGAGGCGAUGGGGCUCCGAAAGUGGUCGACGAGUGGGCUGAGGAGUUCAUCGCCAAGUUCUACCACCAGAUGUGUCUUCAGCGUCAGAAUUCCGUGGAUGAUCGCGAAGAGGCCCAGGAAGACAAGACCAUCUGA
Messenger RNA from Zingiber officinale, 603 nucleotides. RefSeq lists its product as uncharacterized. The transcript has a single exon. The coding region runs from base 1 to 603 and encodes 200 amino acids. NCBI's taxonomy places the organism in Eukaryota, Viridiplantae, Streptophyta, Magnoliopsida, Zingiberales, Zingiberaceae. The record is from RefSeq and is a predicted model, not a curated record.